AUGCUCCCCAACCAGACUGUUCUGGUGUUGAAAAUUCCUCAAAUUCCUCAAGCUGUGUCAGAGGGCACAAAUGAAGAUUUUAAUAGCGAAAAUAAUGCUCCCCAACCAAGCUCUUCUGGUGUUGAAAUUAUACUGAAAAUUCCUCAAAAACAGAAAAGAGAAAGAAGAAAGUGUCGUAAAGGCAAAGCAAAACAGAGUCAUGUUUAUGGCCCUGAAGAAAGUGUUAAACCGAAAAUUAUAAAUAUACGUGGAACAUGUGGAGGAGAUUUUAAAGUUCAUGUAAAGGCCAGGAAUGGGAAGGAGUGGAUUGAAUGUUUGUGUAAGACUUGGUACCAUGUGGAGUGUCAAACUGUGCUGGAUCUAAAGUACUUCUUAUGUUCUGAAUGCCAAAUUUCAGAUUAA
Messenger RNA from Parnassius apollo (apollo), 402 nucleotides. The record is from the annotation of a GenBank genome assembly. Lineage: Eukaryota; Metazoa; Arthropoda; Insecta; Lepidoptera; Papilionidae.